AGUAGUGGUACACUAGUUUGAGGAAAAAAAAAAAGAGAGUGAGAAUCCCAAUUCUCAACAGCUGCUUGAAGUAUCCGGCAGCGCCAGUUUGACAGUCCUACUCGUCCCAUUCCAACACCAAAUCAAACACCUUGCUUCAUCGAAUUCAAUUAUCUCUGGGAAUAAGCAAAGGCUAAAGUACACGUUUACAAUCUACCGUACGAUUAUUGGCACCUUGCCACCUUUUGAAGUUUUCUAACUUUUCUCCUGACAAGAAGUCGCCAUAUUUGCUCUUCUUUUCGCCAAAGCUUUUUGUGGCUUCGGUUAAUUUCGCAAAUCUUUUACCAAAACUUUUUCAAUUACAAUUUGGCUUGGACCCAUCAAGUAUUGUCCUCGGGGGCUCUUUUUUCGAAGAUUUGAAAUUUUAAGGGGCCUUGCAGGGGAAUUUUGGGAAAGAAAUCAGCAAACAUGGACGUUGACGCUGAGGAAGGAACUUUGCUUAAAUUUGCACCGUUUCAAAGUAGAGUGGAUGAGGGUUUCUGGCAUAGAUUAUCUUCAUUGAAGCUCAACAAAUUACGGCUUGAUGAAUCUCCAAUGCCCAUUACUGGUUUUUUUGCACCUUGUUCGCACAAGCAAGUUCCAAGUCGUCUGACCCUUCUGGCCGAGUCUCUGCCUAGUGAAGAUCAAAAACAAUCAUCAUCCUUACCUGCUACUUUGAAUCAGGGGAAUAGGAAUAGAUGUCCUGUACCUGGCAUUCUUUACAAUACGAACACUUUGGAGGGCUUCAAUGGCAUUGAUAGAGUGAGCUUACUUGAGACUGAAGCUAAGAAGAUUUGGGAUGAUAUUCACAAUGGUAAAGUGGAGGAGAGCAGCUCUGUGCUCUUAAGAUUCAUGGUUAUAUCAUUUGCAGAGCUGAAAAAAUGGAGCUUUUGUUAUUGGUUUGCUUUCCCGGCUCUAAUGCUUGAUCCUGCAGCAAGGGUGGUCAGUUUGCGGUCAGCAUCCCAGUGCCUUAGUUUAGAACAGGCUGAGUCCUUGUCAUCAGCAUGUAAUGAGUGGCGUAAUACAAGCUCUACAACAGGUGUGCCAUUUUUUCUGGUUUGUAUUGCUUCAGACUCUCAUGUUACUCUUAGACAUCUAGCUGAUUGGGAAGCUUGCAUGGAUGAUGGUCAAAAGGUUUUAUUUGGUUUUUAUGACCCUUGUAAUGUUCCAUAUCCUGGUUGGCCACUUCGAAAUUAUCUUGCAUAUAUUUGCAUAAGAUGGGGUCUUGAGAAGGUUCAUUUCUUGUGCUAUCGCGAGACUCGUGGUUUUGCAGAUUUAGGGUUUUCACUCAUUGGAGAAGCUUCUAUAUCAGUUUCACCAGAAUGGAAAACUCGUGACUGUACGCCUAAAGCUGUUGGAUGGGAAGUGAACAAAGGGAAUGCUAAACCAAACUUCAUCAGCCUUGCAAAGGCUAUGGAUCCAACUAGUUUAGCCAUAUCAAGUGCAGAUUUGAAUUUAAAGCUUAUGAAAUGGCGUGCAGUGCCAGAUUUGAACCUCAGCAUCUUGUCUGCUACUAGAUGUCUUAUACUGGGAGCAGGUACACUUGGAUGCGAAGUUGCUAGAUUGCUUAUGGCUUGGGGUUUCCGUAAAAUUACAAUGCUUGAUAGCGGCAAGGUUGCCAUUUCGAAUCCACUGAGGCAGUCCCUGUACACAUUAGAUGACUGCGGUGAAUUUAAGGCCAUUGCUGCAGUUAGAAGUUUAAAUCGCAUCUUUCCUGCAGUGGAAGCAGAAGGCAUUGUGAUGGCUAUUCCAAUGCCUGGGCAUCCGGUGCCCGAACAAGAAGAGCAAAGUGUGCUUGAGGAUUGUAAACGGCUGCACGAUUUAGUUGAAUGUCAUGAUGUAAUAUUCUUGCUGACUGAUACGCGAGAGAGUCGGUGGCUGCCUACUCUUCUUUGCUCUAGUGCUAACAAGAUAGCUAUUACAGCAGCUCUAGGAUUUGAGAGCUUUGUAGUUAUGCGUCAUGGAGCUGGUCCUUUGAGCAUGAUCAAAGAUUCUGGAGCUCUAAGUAGUUUGUCUGCUGAAAUGCACAACCUCUCACUUACAAACAGGAUGGGAAAACAGAGACUAGGAUGCUAUUUCUGUAAUGACGUGGUUGCGCCAGUUGACUCGACUGCAAACCGUACCUUGGAUCAGCAGUGCACAGUUGCUCUUCCUGGACUUGCUUCUAUUACAUCUGGCUAUGCUGUUAAACUUCUAGCAGGAAUUUUACAAGAUCGUUUGGGGAUAUUUGCGGAUGCUGAAUUUGCAAACUCAGCUAAUAACCCGAGCAGUGAGAAUUGUCUUGGUAUCUUGCCCCAUCAGAUUCGAGGAUCCCUCUCCCAGAUGUCUAUGAUAACACUUGUGGGGCAUGCCUCUUCUAGCUGCACUGGUUGUAGCAGCACUGUGAUAUUGGAAUAUCAGAAGAGAGGGCUGGAUUUUGUCCUUCAAGCUAUCAAUACACCUAUGUAUCUAGAAGAUCGAACAGGACUAACAGAGCUGAAAAAGUCAGCUGAUUCUUUUAAUUUGGAUUGGGAAGUUGGAACUGAUGAUGUGGAGGAUGAUUGUGUGGAAAUAUAAAAUCUUCUGGUGUAAUUAACUUCAUCUGAUCAUAUAAAAUCUUCUGGUGGAAAUUAACAUGAAUGUUCUUGUUUGAAGUGUUGUAGAAAUCACCAGAAAAGAGACGAAAGUUUGACUUCUACUUGAUUUGUCCUUUUCUUUUUCUUUUUUUUGGAAAGGGGGGGGGUCUGUUGAUGUAGUUUCACUUGCAGAAUGGUUGGUACAAGGCAAACAGAAAGAAGGAAAAAGUUUUGAAGACAAGAAGUUAUCUUUACCUACUAGGAUGUGCUUCUUGCUUUCCCGUUUUCUGUGGCAUCCCCAAAAACUAGUUAUUAGAACUCUUGGGAGUGGUUAGCUGGCAAACAGCAUAAGAAGAUGUUCCAAAAUUGCAUCCAUUCCCAGUGCUACUAAUUUCAGAAAUUGUUUUGGUAAUGUAGUUUGUAGUUACAAAAAAAAAGAUACUACUAUUAUUCCUGUUAUUUGUUGGAUACCUGGCUCCGAAUGAAAGCUGCAGGUUUCGUGACAAAUUCUCUGAUUAAAGUCUUUAGUAAAGACACAAUCAUGCAGGUUUCCCAAGUAUCUUUUAGUUCCAUUCAACUUGAAUCAGGUUCAUGUACUAUAUGCAUACCCUUAAAAGUUUAUCUCUUUUUACGAAUAACUGUUUGCAGAUAUGAAGUUUCCUUUUACUA
Coffea eugenioides is the source of this 3242-nucleotide messenger RNA. RefSeq names its product ubiquitin-like modifier-activating enzyme atg7. Gene Ontology annotation, cellular component: phagophore assembly site; cytoplasm. Gene Ontology annotation, biological process: protein modification by small protein conjugation; C-terminal protein lipidation; cellular response to nitrogen starvation. The transcript has 14 exons. NCBI's taxonomy places the organism in Eukaryota, Viridiplantae, Streptophyta, Magnoliopsida, Gentianales, Rubiaceae. The coding region runs from base 448 to 2574 and encodes 708 amino acids. Gene Ontology annotation, molecular function: Atg12 activating enzyme activity; Atg8 activating enzyme activity. The record is from RefSeq and is a predicted model, not a curated record.